Zea mays is the source of this 1700-nucleotide messenger RNA. RefSeq lists its product as uncharacterized. Gene Ontology annotation, cellular component: chloroplast envelope. Lineage: Eukaryota; Viridiplantae; Streptophyta; Magnoliopsida; Poales; Poaceae. Gene Ontology annotation, biological process: developmental process; response to UV-B. The record is from RefSeq and is marked provisional. Bases 172 to 1527 code for a protein of 451 amino acids. The transcript is spliced from 7 exons.
GGGGACGGGUGGUGGUGGGAGCGGUGGCUCCAGGCCCUCCACCCGGAGUUCUUCCUCCUGUUCCUGCUCCUCCAGUCCGGCGCCGCAUCCGCGCUCGCUGAGGCCCUCAGCACUUCCGGUGAUGACGCGGGGGACGUAUGGGAGGUGAGGGGCGGCAAGCGCACUCGCCUCAUGCCGGACCCAACCUGGACCUCCUAUCUCAUUGCUGGGGACGACGGAACAAAGCGGGAGGACGGGGAUGAAAAGGUUGGAAGCAUCUCUAAGGACCUGGCCGCCCUACGGAGGCAGCUGGGGCGGUCGUGGCGGCGGUACGCCGAAGUUGCUGUUCAUCUGUUACUCCCUGACGGAUACCCUCAUAGUGUCAGCAGCGACUACCUUAACUACUCGCUCUGGCGCGGCGUACAGGGUGUGGCGAGCCAGAUCAGCGGGGUGCUUUCCACACAGGCUCUGCUCUAUGCGGUUGGGUUAGGGAAAGGAGCGAUACCCACUGCUGCUGCGGUGAAUUGGGUGCUGAAAGAUGGCCUCGGGUACCUUAGCAAGAUCAUGUUGUCCAAAUUCGGACGCCAUUUUGAUGUUAACCCCAAAGGGUGGCGACUAUUUGCUGAUUUUCUGGAGAAUAUGGCUUAUGGGCUGGAGAUUCUGACUCCAGUGUUCCCUCACCUGUUUGUUCCAAUUGGGGCGGCUGCUGGUGCUGGCCGCUCAGCAGCUUCUUUGAUACAGUCUGCCACCAGAAGUUGCUUUUACGCUGGAUUUGCAGUACAAAGAAACUUUGCUGAGGUUAUUGCAAAGGGUGAAGCGCAAGGAAUGGUUAGCAAAUUUGUUGGCAUAGGGCUUGGCAUUGCAUUGGCUAAUCACAUUGGCUCAUCUGUACCAUUAGCUCUUAUUUCGUUUGCUGGAAUUACUGCAGUUCACAUGUAUUGCAACCUCAAGUCAUAUCAAUCGAUUCAGCUGAGAACACUGAAUCCUUACCGCGCAAGCUUGGUGUUUAGUGAAUAUUUGUUAAGUGGACAAGUUCCAUCGGUCAAAGAAGUUAAUGAUGAAGAACCUCUUUUCUUCAAUUUGUCACUUGGUGCUUCACGUCAAAGUAAGAUUUUGUCAGCGGAAGCAAAAGAUGCUGCAGAUAGAAUAUGCCGGCGGUUACAAAUGGGUUCUAAGCUUAGUGAGAUAAUUGAGAGUAAAGAAGAUGCUUGUGCAUUGUUUGAUCUUUACAAAAAUGAGCAAUAUCUGCUUAUGGAUUACAAAGGAAAAUUUUGUAUUGUACUUAAAGAGGGAUCUUCUCCCGAAGACAUGCUCAAAUCUUUGUUCCAUGUUAACUAUCUAUAUUGGUUGGAAAGGUAUAUGGGUUUCAAACCAAGUAAUGUUGCUUCAGAAUGUAGACCUGGUGGAAGGCUUGAAGUAUCCCUGGAUUAUGCGCAGAGGGAAUUCAGCCAUGUCAAACAUGAUGGUUCUGAUGGUGGCUGGGUUAUGGAUGGUCUGAUUGCAAGGCCCUUGCCCGUUAGAAUACGAAUAGGAGAUGGUACUUCUUAGGUCUUUGCUCUAUUAACUAUUCUCAGAGCUACAUCUACAUCCGUUGUACAGUUUUGCUUAUUAAGUUGCUGAUGUGGUUCGACACCAUAUUCGAAAGGCUCUCGCCUGCAGUUUUUACCCUGAUAUUAGGAUGGAAGUGGUUACAUCUCUGGUAUAUUUUUUAUCUUUUGACU